Chara braunii is the source of this 5932-nucleotide messenger RNA. Lineage: Eukaryota; Viridiplantae; Streptophyta; Charophyceae; Charales; Characeae. The record is from the annotation of a GenBank genome assembly.
ACGAAGGUCGGGAUCGUACUGAAGAUCCUCGAUUGCAACAAAGAUCGGGACCUUAUUGAAAAACCAUGACCGCGAAGAGGAUCCGGAUCGCAAUGAAUAUCGGGAUCGCAAUCAAGGUCGGAAGCGCAACGAAGAUCGGGAUAGCCCAGCAAGCUCAGGAUCGCAAUGAAGAGAGCAGGUCAUCGAUAGAGAUGGAAGUUGCAACGAAGGUCGGGAGCGCGACGUGGAUCGGGAUGUCGACAAAGAUCAGGAUCGCGACGAGCGUUGGAAUCGCAAAGAAGAAGAUCAGCAGGACUGCGAUGGCGAGGAUGAGGACUAAUAAUCGUGUCAAAAGAGCGAUGGUGGAGAGGGGUGAUAGAGGUGGGGGAGUGAAGGUGGUGGUGAGAAGGAUGAGAAGGGGGCCAGGAGGUGAUGAUGAUGAUGACGACGGUGAGGAAGACGAUGAUGUUCAUCAUGGUGGAGGGGGGACGAGGUUAAGUGAACUGUGGAAAGCCGCAGCUGCAGAAGAGGGAACGCAGCUGCAGAUGACAUCAGGGAACCAUCCAGAGGCGAAUGGGCAAGCAGAGCAGUUGAACCGUGCYGUACAACACCUGCUGAGGCAUUACAUCAAGCCAAAUCAGGGAGACUGGGAUGAGAAACUUGCUCUCAUCGCCAGCCUGUACAACAAAGCAGUGCACAGCGCAACGGGAGCUAUUGAACAGAUGCACAAGGCACAGGCGGCGAUGAUAGACUCUGAGAACAAGCACCGCUGCCCAUCUACAUUUCAGGUAGGGGAGAGAGUCUGGGUUAAGUCCGCAGAACUGGGACAGGAGCACGUGAUCUCCCGCAAGCUCAUGCCACAGUACUUUGGACCAUGGGAGGUCCUAGAUGUUGUUGGGGAUGAACCGGAUGGGCCGUCAUAUGUUAUUCGCAUCCCUGGUCAUCGGAGGGAGGCAGGAGUUGGGCUGGAGGGAGGAAUGGAGGGAGUAGAUCAGGUGGAGGAUGCGCAGGAAGCAAGGGAAGGGAGGAGGUCAGGCGAAGGUGUAGAUCACGAGACUGGGAAGGAGGAGAUGGGGGAGACAGAAGUCAGGUGGAGAUUGGGCGGAAGAAGACAUGGGAGGGGGGGGGGGUCGGGCGCAGGGACGUUGAAGGGAGGACGAGGUCAGGAGGAGGCUGAAAUGAAGGGGAAAGGCAGCAGAGAGAACUCGGGCGGAGGCCGGGGCAAAGGGAGGGAGGAGGGAGGGUGGAAGCCGGGUGGAGUAAGGAGGGAGGAAACAGGUCAGCUGGCCUUUUCUACAGCAAUGUAUGGAGAAAAUGGGAGUAGGUCCCAACUUUCGCAAGUGUGGGACUACGAAGAUGGCUGUCAUGUCACAGCUGAGACCCAUAGCAGAGGAGGUACUUUUAGGGCUGCAAAAUUCUUACCCAGUAAGGAUUGGGUGGUGGUUUUUCGUACCGAACGACGGGAGCACAGCAUACUUGUUUUUGAAAUGAGGCAGACUUUGAAUCUCAAGAUGGGGGAAUUCAAGGAAGUUAAAAGUUUGCGAAUGAAGGGUAAAGAGAUGCAUGGGGCAUAUCAAGACAAUACGUACAUCCUCGCUGUGAAUCCCAGCUCCAGGUAUAUACUGACUACUGGGCUAUCUGCCAUUCACAUCUGGGACCUGAACAAUGGUUGGGAAAAGUUCACCUUCAGUCAUCAGUAUGGGAUAAAGGCGGUGUCAUUCCAUCCUUUGGAGUCACAGGUUUUUGCAACCGGAGGAUCAAAGGGUGAAAUCAAGGUAUUCGACUGCGAAAGGAGGUCUGUCCUCGAACAAUACGUAAGCAAACGUCACAUUACUUCAGUACAGUUCUGCAGCGAUGGACGCAAGUCGAUGUCACUCCUCGUCUCCGGGAACGCAUAUGGCAAGGUAGAGAUCUGGGACUACAAGCGGAAAGAACAUCUGGCCACGCUCGCGCACAAGUACUUUGUAAAGGAGGCCUUCUUUCAUCCGCAUUGGCCGUAUGUCUUCAGCGCAUCGUCAGAUGGAACCGUCAAGGUUUGGAGUGCUUCAAACUACAAGUUAGUGACAUCUUAUCGCAGUGGCUUGAGAGAACUUUCAAGCAUGGCUCUUUGUAGGGACUCUAAUAUGCUUGUUCUUGGCGGUAAAGAGACCUUCCUUGCAAUAGAACUUAAGGAGGCAAAGCAAUCUAAUGUGGAUGCGAACAAGAGAGUCAACAUGGAAGUGCCGAAGAGUGAGCAGGAGUGGGAAAAAGGCUUCCAAGAACACAAAUCAGGGCAUCGAAACAAGGACGAAGUGCAUGCGGAAACAGUCCAGCCGCUUCGUACACGUUCUAAUACGCUUGUUCCUGGCGGUAAGGAAAACUACCUUGUCAUAGGGUUGAAGGCGAAGGCCAAUCUGUAUACAAAGAAGAGAGUGAGAAUGGAAGAGCCACAUAGCAGGAAAGAGCAGGACAAAAGCUUUCAAGAAUACAAAUCAAGGCAAGGAAACAAGCAGGCAGUGCAUGCAGAAACAAUCCAGCCACUUGGUACAGCGGACGUAAGCAAUCCGAUUGCAGAGGGGAAGGCACUGGAAGCGAGACUUGCACAACUGGAAUCAGAGCAUGAGACGGGGGACCGAUUGCGUGCAGAAAGAAUCGAGCAACUUAAGCUGGAGGUCAGCAAUUUGAUGGUGGCAAGUGAGGCACUACAAGAGAGGUUUAAGUGUAUUGGAUCAGAACAUGAAACGAACGAGCGAAUGCAUGCAGAGAGAAUCAAAGAGAUCAAGAUCGAGGUGGGCGAUCUAAUUGGGGAAAGUGAGGCACUGAAAGAGAGAUUCGAGCAGUCGGAAUCCGAUCACAGCCAAAUUGAGCAAAUGCAUGAAGAUAGACUUGAGCGAUCAGAAUCAAAUGAGGGACUGAUCGUAAAACGGGAGCUGUUGCAAGAUAGACUUGAGCUACCAGAGGCAAACAUGGCGAUGAGAGUACAAAGGGAUAGACUUGAGCGACCACAGUCAAACAUGGCACUGACAGGACAAAGGGAUAGACUUGAUCGACCGGAGUCACACAUGAUACUGACGGUAAAAAGGGAGUCGGUGGAAAAUGGACUUGAGCGAUCUCUAUCACAUCAUGAAGGAAAUCAGUGCCUACAUAAUGCAGACAGGAUCAAGAAGCUUCAGAUCAAGGAACACCCUAACCCAGUGAUCCAGCACCUCCCGUUGAGCGAUCUGACGGUGAAAAAGGAGUAUCUGGAAGAGAGACUUGACCGUCCAGAACCACCGCGUGAAGAAAACCUGUGCGUACAUGUGGAAACCAUCAAGCAGCUUGAGACCAAGGUAAGUGACCUCGUGACCGGAAGAAAAACACUGAAACGGAAACUUGAGCAAUCCAGGUUAGAGCAUGAAGAAAACAAGAGGAUGCAUGUCAAGAGGAUCAAGCAGCUCGGCUCCGAGGUAAGCAAUCUGAUGGCGGACGGGAAAGCACUGAAAGAGAAAUUUGAGCAGUCUAGAUCAGCAUAUGAGAAAGACAGGCGCACGCAUGCAGAGAACAUCAUCGGUCUCGAGAUGAAGGUAGCCAAACUGACGGCGGAGAGGGAGGAACUGAAAGCGAGACUUGAGAAAUUGAACUUUAGGGCUCAUCAAUUGGAGAGAGAGCUAGGUGUGCAGGAUAAGUUGGACAGAUUUCAAGAACUGCAGACCACGGAUCAAGAGCCGCAUGCCGAUCAAUUCUGGGAUUUUUCCUUUGAGGAACUGCAAGCUGCAACCGACAACUUCCACGAUAACUGUAAGCUUGAAGAUCGGCAUUAUGGGCGCGUAUAUGCGGGAAUGGUCACACCGAUUAUGAUAAAGAAACUCCACCUUGAUCAGAAGGUCUGGAAUCGACGGCAUACCGGAUUGACGAGGGAGAUAGUGGACCGACUGAGGUCACUUCGACACCCCCAUUUGCAGACCCUCCUGGGAGUGUGCUACAGAGAAAAUUGUUUGGUGUUUGAGCACAUGGCCAACGGGAGUGUCAAAGAAUGGAUCUCCUGUGAGGGGGGGGCUAGAAGAGAAUUCCUGCCAUGGCGGAUACGCCUCCGAGUUAUGGCAGAGGUUGCCAAAGCCCUGUUCUUCCUUCAUUCCAAUCAGUCAGCAGCUGGUGGUCCCAUCAUCCACCAUGCCAUCAGGCCAGAAAAUAUCCUUUUGGAUAGCAACUUUGUGGCGAAAAUUAGUGAAGUUGAUGUGGCCUUGCUUGUCCCAGACCAAGCGCCCGAGGCGUGUGUGUUCCCGGGAACUAGUCUCCAAUACCUGGCACCCGAGUUCUGUCAGACUGGGGUGUUCGAUCAGAAGGCUGACAUUUAUUCCUUCGGCAUUACCAUCCUGGAGAUGCUCACUGGAAAGUUCAAGAAUGCGUUCGGAACCAUAGCAGAAGCAGUUGAAGACGCUGCAACUUUUAGGAGUGCUCUGGACCCAAAUGCGGGAAACUGGGACGUGGAUCUCGCACAGCAGGCUGCGCGGCUGGGCCUGCGCUGUGCCAGUCUGGAAUGCCACAAUCGGCCCAGCAUGAAGGGAGGCAAAGAUGCGAUUCUACCCCGACUUUACGACAUUGUUUAUCGGCACACACACGUCGCACAGUCAACAAUGCCGAAUAGACGACAGUCUAUUGUGAGCAAGUCACUGUUUGUGAAGCCGGAAAAUGAGAACAGCAACACUAGAUUUCUCAGUGCGAAGUAUGUUCACAGUAGAAGUGACGACAUAGCAUAUCGCGACAACGAUCGGGAACGGCGGGACUACCGCCUGGAUGGACGGCGCGAAGACAGGAGGGAUGGGCAUUGUAGCGGCGGACGAGACUACUACCAAGAUGAACGACGCGAUAUGUCACGGGAGCGUGGUGAGACUUCGGGCGAAUAUCGGCGACGGGCGCCGCCCACAUGCUUUGAGUGUGGACAGGUGGGGCACUAUCGUAAUCAGUGCUGGAAACUAUCUGGCGAAGGGAGCUCACGAUUUGGCGAAAGCGGGGGAGGGCAUCGGGCCGGAUCGUGUGAAACCUCCCCAGAACGAUUGCAACUGAAGAAACAGAUCGAGGAACUGGGAGCGUUGCUUGCAGCCAUGCAUGGGCAUAUCGAACAGGAGAAGCAGAAGAAGAUCGAGAAGGAGAAACGCAAGCAGGAGAAGUUAGAAAAACAGCACCGCGCCGUUGCAGGGCGGGAAGAGCAAGAGAGGAAGUUGGCGCGAAAGAAUGCAAAGCUGAGAGAGGCUGAGGAACUGAAGAUGCAGAUGAGGAAGGAAAUGAGGAUGGAAGCAGCACUUGUUGCAUUGGCGGCAUCGACGAUCGAUCGAAAAGGGAAGAAGAAAGCAGCCUCGCCACCUCCAUUGAACUCGCCAUCCGCAAGCAGUGACGACACGAGCGACGCGAAGCCAACUAACCGACGCACUCGGAAGUUGACGAAAACGAAGAAGCAAAAACGAAGUGAGGAGAAAGCGGUGGGGAGUAGUCCACCAAUGACGCAACCAGCAAAGAGAACACCAAGGACGACUAGAGUGAGGCCUGUGCGACUUGUGGCGAAGUUACGGCGUACAACACAUAAGACGAAGGGGACGAAGACUCCGCCACGUUUUACCCCACGACGAGGAACUCCACGUAUGAAGGUUGCAGCUGCGAUGGGAUCGGCGGAAAGGGCACAAUUCAUCUGCGAAAACAUCUGUGCUUUAGCGGAUCUGGGAGCAGAUGAACUCAAGGACAUAUGUAGGAAGGAGGAUGUGGAAUACGAGAAGAAAACCAUUGCAGCCAUGAACAUUGCCAAAAAGCGAGCACUCGUAGCAUACGGGAGUGAAGAGGAGGAAACCCGGAGCAGUGAUAACGAGAACGAGGGGAUUGAGCAGGAAGAUGUCGAGGAGCCCGAAGACGAAGGGGCGGAAGUAUGAACCCUUGAAGACACUUACCAUUUGUGGAGCUUAUGUAACUGGGUGAUUGGCUACCGUCGCGAGCGGAAAUUUGAGGC